GGGGGUUUCCGCUUCCGGCAGCGGGGCUGCAGCCUCGCUCUGAUCCUGUGGCUGGUGGCCGAGCCGUGUGUCUCCUCCUCCGCCGCCGCCAUAUUGUCUGUGUGAGGAGAGGGGAGAGCGGCCGACGCGGCUGCCGCUUCCACCACAGUUUGAAGAAAGCAGAUCUGUAACAAGGUCUGAUCCCCAGCUGCCUCUGAAUUCAGUGACUGCCAGAUCUCCCAACAUCAAGUCCAGCCUUGUCUGCCAACCUGUCUGACAUGUCGGGACCCGUGCCAAGCAGGGCCAGAGUUUACACAGAUGUUAAUACGCACAGACCCCGAGAGUACUGGGACUAUGAGUCACAUGUGGUGGAAUGGGGAAAUCAAGACGACUACCAAUUGGUUCGGAAAUUAGGCCGGGGUAAAUACAGUGAAGUAUUUGAAGCCAUCAACAUCACAAAUAAUGAAAAAGUUGUUGUUAAAAUCCUCAAGCCAGUAAAAAAGAAGAAAAUCAAGCGUGAAAUAAAGAUUUUGGAAAAUUUGCGAGGUGGUCCAAAUAUCAUCACAUUGGCAGACAUUGUAAAAGACCCUGUGUCACGAACCCCUGCCUUGGUUUUUGAACACGUAAACAACACAGACUUCAAGCAAUUAUACCAGACGUUAACAGACUAUGAUAUUCGGUUUUACAUGUAUGAGAUUCUGAAGGCCUUGGAUUAUUGUCACAGCAUGGGAAUUAUGCACAGAGAUGUGAAGCCUCAUAAUGUCAUGAUUGAUCAUGAACAUAGAAAGCUACGGCUAAUAGACUGGGGAUUGGCUGAAUUUUAUCAUCCUGGCCAAGAAUAUAAUGUUCGAGUUGCUUCCCGAUACUUCAAAGGUCCUGAGCUACUUGUAGACUAUCAAAUGUAUGAUUAUAGUUUGGAUAUGUGGAGCUUGGGUUGUAUGCUGGCAAGUAUGAUCUUUCGGAAGGAACCAUUUUUCCAUGGACAUGAUAAUUAUGAUCAGUUGGUCAGGAUAGCCAAAGUUCUGGGGACUGAAGAUUUAUAUGAUUAUAUUGACAAAUACAACAUUGAAUUAGAUCCACGUUUCAAUGAUAUCUUGGGCAGACAUUCCCGUAAGCGAUGGGAACGCUUUGUCCACAGUGAAAACCAGCACCUUGUCAGCCCAGAAGCCUUGGAUUUCCUAGAUAAGUUGCUUCGAUAUGACCACCAGUCACGGCUUACUGCAAGAGAGGCUAUGGAGCACCCCUAUUUCUAUACUGUUGUGAAGGACCAGGCUCGAAUGGGUUCAUCUAGCAUGGCAGGGGCCAGUACACCUGUCAGUAGCGCCAACAUGAUGUCAGGGAUUUCUUCAGUGCCAACCCCUUCACCCCUUGGACCUCUGGCAGGCUCACCAGUGAUUGCUACUGCCAACCCCUUGGGAUGCCUGUUCCAGCUGCCGCUGGCGCUCAACAAUAAUGGCCCCUUCUGUCUCCUGAUGCCUGAGCAGAAGUGGGAGAGUCUACUCUCUCCUUGAUGCAGCUUGCGCUUGGCCGGGAGGGGUGAAAUACUUCAGAAGCACCGUAUCGAACCGUUGCUUGUGGAUUUAUAGUAGUUCAGUCAUAAAAAAAAAAAUUACAAUAGGCUGAUUUUCUUUUUUUUUUUUUUCUUCCUUUUUUUUUUUUAACUUGAACUUUUCAUAACUCAGGGGAUUCCCUGAAAAAUAACUUGCAGGUGGAAUAUUUCAUGGACAGAUUUUUUUUUUUUCUUCCCUUCCAAAUUCAGUUUGUCAUCUCUAAAGAACAAAGAUAAACCAGCCUCAAUCCCAGCUGCUGCAUUUGGGUGGAGAUUUCUUCCCAUGCUUUCCAUUGCUCUCCCACCAUCCCACACUUGGGGCGGGGGUUACAUCUCAUGCUCUUCUCCAGAGAUUACAAAAAUGUAGCUUCUCAAAGGAGGUGGGAAGGAAGGGAGGACCCAACCUGUAAGAGCAGUGUACGACUUAUCACUUAUAUCACUUUGCUUCAGAAGUGCUUCAGUGGAGUUACCCUGGUGAAUCUAGUGGAACUAUGUUUUGGUUAAAUUGAAAUGCUGAAAAAUCUACCCAAAGUGCAGACAGAUUCUUGAAAACUUAUCUAUAAUAUGAAUCAUGUCUUAAUGACCUAAUCCUCAAUCCAACUCACAACUUUAGUUUCCAUUUAGUUUAAAAUGUUAAUACCUUCCCUCCCAGGCUUUUUACCUUGGUCCUCUCUCCUUUCAUCUCAACAUGCUUAUUGCUAGUAAAAGGGGGAAGGCAAAACAUUUUUCAGUUUUCUUUGACUUGACCAUUUUGACUUAAGUUAAUGAACACACCUUACUUCCUUUUGCAAAAGAAGCAAACAACUGUAUAGGUUUUAUGCUAGCAACUAAUUGAAGAAUGUGGCCACACCGAGUUUCAUUUGAGCUUUUUGCUUUUUCUUUUCUUCCUGCCUCCCCCCUCCCGUACAUGUCAUCCAGUGAGAAGACCUGCCCCAUGUCCUUGUACAUGUAUCUGAGAGGUAGAACCAGAGCCACUAUCUCCAGUGAAACUGAAAUGAUAGAUCUGUAAUUGUGAGAAAAAGAUAAACUCUUGUUACAGCCCUGCCACCCCUUGCUGUGUGUAUAUAUACAAUACUUUGUCCUUCAUAUGUGAAAGAUCCAGUGUUGGAAUUCUUUGGUGUAAAUAAACGUUUGGUUUUAUUUAUCAA
Erinaceus europaeus (western European hedgehog) is the source of this 2676-nucleotide messenger RNA. It is a transcript of the gene CSNK2A1, whose product is annotated as casein kinase 2 alpha 1. Lineage: Eukaryota; Metazoa; Chordata; Mammalia; Eulipotyphla; Erinaceidae. The record is from RefSeq and is a predicted model, not a curated record. Gene Ontology annotation, cellular component: cytosol; protein kinase CK2 complex; nucleus. Gene Ontology annotation, biological process: protein phosphorylation. Gene Ontology annotation, molecular function: protein serine/threonine kinase activity; ATP binding.